AUGGGGGUGAGGCGGUUAGUGCGGGUGAUCGGAGUGAGGCGGUUAGUGCAGGUGAUCGGAGUGAGGUGGUUAGUGCGGGUGAUGAGAGUGAGGUGGUUAGUGCGGGUGAUCGGAGUGAGGAGGUUAGUGCGGGUAAUCGGAGUGAGGCGGUUAGUGCGGGUGAUGGGAGUGAGGCGGUUAGUGCGGGUGAUCGUAGUGAGGCGGUUAGUGCGGGUGAUGGGAGUGAGGCGGUUAGUGCAAGUGAUCGGAGUGAAGUGGUUAGUGCGGGUGAUCGGAGUGAGGCGGUUAGUGCAGGUGAUCGGAGUGAGGCGGUUAGUGCGGGUGAUCGGAGUGAAGUGGUUAGUGCGGGUGAUCGAAGUGAAGUGGUUAGUGCGGGUGAUCGGAGUGAGGCGGUUAGUGCAGGUGAUCGGAGUGAGGCGGUUAGUGCGGGUGAUCGGAGUGAGGUGGUUAGUGCGGGUGAUGGGAGUGAGGAGGUUAGUGCAGGUGAUCGGAGUGAGGCGGUUAGUGCAGGUGAUCGGAGUGAGGCGGUUAGUGCGGGUGAUCAGAGUGAGGAGGUUAGUGCAGGUGAUCGGAGUGAGGUGGUUAGUGCGGGUGAUCGGAGUGAGGCGGUUAGUGCGGGUGAUCGGAGUGAGGCGGUUAGUGCGGGUGAUCAGAGUGAGGAGGUUAGUGCAGGUGAUCGGAGUGAGGCGGUUAGUGCGGGUGAUCAGAGUGAGGAGGUUAGUGCAGGUGAUCGGAGUGAGGUGGUUAGCGCGGAUGAUCGGAGUGAGGCGGUUAGUGCGGGUGAUCGGAGUGAGGCGGUUAGUGCGGGUGAUGAGAGUGAGGUGGUUAGUGCGGGUGAUCGGAGUGAGGAGGUUAGUGCGGGUGAUGGGGGUGAGGCGGUUAGUGCGGGUGAUCGGAGUGAGGCGGUUAGUGCGGGUGAUCGGAGUGAGGCGGUUAGUGCGGGUGAUCGGAGUGAGGCGGUUAGUGCGGGUGAUCGGAGUGAGGCGGUUAGUGCAGGUGAUCGGAGUGAGGCGGUUAGUGCGGGUGAUCGGAGUGAGGAGGUUAGUUCGGGUGAUGGGGGUGAGGCGGUUAGUGCGGGUGAUGGGGGUGAGGCGGUUAGUGCGGGUGAUCGGAGUGAGGCGGUUAGUGCGGGUGAUCGGAGUGAGGCGGUUAGUGCGGGUGAUGGGAGUGAGGCGGUUAGUGCGGGUGAUGGGAGUGAGGAGGUUAGUGCGGGUGAUGGGAGUGAGGAGGUUAGUGCGGGUGAUCGGAGUGAGGAGGUUAGUGCGGGUGAUCGGAGUGAGGUGGUUAGUGCGGGUGAUCGGAGUGAGGCGGUUAGUGCGGGUGAGGAGGUUAGUGCGGGUGAUCAGAGUGAGGUGGUUAGUGCGGGUGAUCGGAGUGAGGAGGUUAGUGCGGGUGAUCGGAGUGAGGUGGUUAGUGCGGGUGAUCGGAGUGAGGCGGUUAGUGCGGGUGAUCAGAGUGAGGAGGUUAGUGCAGGUGAUCGGAGUGAGGUGGUUAGUGCGGGUGAUCGGAGUGAGGCGGUUAGUGCGGGUGAUCGGAGUGAGGCGGUUAGUGCGGGUGAUCAGAGUGAGGAGGUUAGUGCAGGUGAUCGGAGUGAGGUGGUUAGUGCGGGUGAUCGGAGUGAGGAGGUUAGUGCAGGUGAUCGGAGUGAGGCGGUUAGUGCGGGUGAUCGGAGUGAGGCGGUUAGUGCGGGUGAUCGGAGUGAGGCGGUUAGUGCGGGUGAUCAGAGUGAGGAGGUUAGUGCAGGUGAUCGGAGUGAGGUGGUUAGCGCGGAUGAUCGGAGUGAGGCGGUUAGUGCGGGUGAUCGGAGUGAGGCGGUUAGUGCGGGUGAUCGGAGUGAGGCGGUUAGUGCGGGUGAUUGGAGUGAGGCGGUUAGUGCGGGUGAUGGGAGUGAGGCGGUUAGUGCGGGUGAUGGGAGUGAGGAGGUUAGUGCGGGUGAUGGGAGUGAGGAGGUUAGUGCGGGUGAUCGGAGUGAGGAGGUUAGUGCGGGUGAUCGGAGUGAGGUGGUUAGUGCGGGUGAUCGGAGUGAGGCGGUUAGUGCGGGUGAGGAGGUUAGUGCGGGUGAUCAGAGUGAGGUGGUUAGUGCGGGUGAUCGGAGUGAGGAGGUUAGUGCGGGUGAUCGGAGUGAGGUGGUUAGUGCGGGUGAUCGGAGUGAGGCGGUUAGUGCGGGUGAUCGGAGUGAGGAGGUUAGUGCGGGUGAUCGGAGUGAGGUGGUUAGUGCGGGUGAUCGGAGUGAGGCGGUUAGUGCGGGUGAUCAGAGUCAGGAGGUUAGUGCAGGUGAUAGGAGUGAGGUGGUUAGUGCGGGUGAUCGGAGUGAGGCGGUUAGUGCGGGUGAUCGGAGUGAGGCGGUUAGUGCGGGUGAUCGGAGUGAGGCGGUUAGUGCAGGUGAUCGGAGUGAGGUGGAUAGUGCGGGUGAUCGGAGUGAGGAGGUUAGUUCGGGUGAUGGGGGUGAGGUGGUUAGUGCGGGUGAUGGGGGUGAGGCGGUUAGUGCGGGUGAUCGGAGUGAGGCGGUUAGUGCGGGUGAUCGGAGUGAGGCGGUUAGUGCGGGUGAUCGGAGUGAGGCGGUUAGUGCGGGUGAUCGGAGUGAGGCGGUUAGUGCAGGUGAUCGGAGUGAGGCGGUUAGUGCGGGUGAUCGAAGUGAGGAUGUUAGUUCGGGUGAUGGGGGUGAGGCGGUUAGUGCGGGUGAUGGGGGUGAGGCGGUUAGUGCGGGUGAUCGGAGUGAGGCGGUUAGUGCGGGUGAUCGGAGUGAGGCGGUUAGUGCGGGUGAUGGGAGUGAGGCGGUUAGUGCGGGUGAUGGGAGUGAGGAGGUUAGUGCGGGUGAUGGGAGUGAGGAGGUUAGUGCGGGUGAUCGGAGUGAGGAGGUUAGUGCGGGUGAUCGGAGUGAGGUGGUUAGUGCGGGUGAUCGGAGUGAGGCGGUUAGUGCGGGUGAUCAGAGUGAGGAGGUUAGUGCGGGUGAUCAGAGUGAGGUGGUUAGUGCGGGUGAUACGGAGUGAGGAGGUUAGUGCGGGUGAUCGGAGUGAGGUGGUUAGUGCGGUGCGGGUGAUCGGAGUGAGGCGGUUAGUGCGGGUGAUCGGAGUGAGGCGGUUAGUGCGGGUGAUCGGAGUGAGGCGGUUAGUGCGGGUGAUCGGAGUGAGGCGGUUAGUGCAGGUGAUCGGAGUGAGGUGGAUAGUGCGGGUGAUCGGAGUGAGGUGGAUAGUGCGGGUGAUGGGAGUGAGGAGGUUAGUGCGGGUGAUCGGAGUUAGGUGGUUAGUGCGGGUGAUCGGAGUGAGGUGGUUAGUGCGGGUGAUCAGAGUGAGGAGGUUAGUGCAGGUGAUCGGAGUGAGGUGGUUAGUGCGGGUGAUCGGAGUGAGGCGGUUAGUGCGGGUGAUCGGAGUGAGGCGGUUAGUGCGGGUGAUCGGAGUGAGGCGGUUAGUGCGGGUGAUCGGAGUGAGGCGGUUAGUGCGGGUGAUCAGAGUGAGGAGGUUAGUGCAGGUGAUCGGAGUGAGGUGGUUAGUGCGGGUGAUCGGAGUGAGGAGGUUAGUGCAGGUGAUCGGAGUGAGGCGGUUAGUGCGGGUGAUCGGAGUGAGGCGGUUAGUGCGGGUGAUCGGAGUGAGGCGGUUAGUGCGGGUGAUCAGAGUGAGGAGGUUAGUGCAGGUGAUCGGAGUGAGGUGGUUAGCGCGGAUGAUCGGAGUGAGGCGGUUAGUGCGGGUGAUCGGAGUGAGGCGGUUAGUGCGGGUGAUCGGAGUGAGGCGGUUAGUGCGGGUGAUCGGAGUGAGGCGGUUAGUGCGGGUGAUGGGAGUGAGGCGGUUAGUGCGGGUGAUGGGAGUGAGGAGGUUAGUGCGGUGCGGGUGA
Molecule: messenger RNA, 3828 nt
Organism: Knipowitschia caucasica
Lineage: Eukaryota; Metazoa; Chordata; Actinopteri; Gobiiformes; Gobiidae
Source: the annotation of a GenBank genome assembly